Molecule: messenger RNA, 1674 nt
Organism: Brugia malayi
Lineage: Eukaryota; Metazoa; Nematoda; Chromadorea; Rhabditida; Onchocercidae
Exons: 11
Coding region: 1-1674 (557 amino acids)
Biological process (GO): transmembrane transport
Cellular component (GO): membrane
Molecular function (GO): myo-inositol:proton symporter activity
Source: RefSeq, a predicted model, not a curated record
AUGAAUAUUCCAUCGAUAUCAUCAAUUCAUUCAUUUCGUUUAUAUCAUCUUUAUGCAGCUGCUGGUUCUGCUGCAUUUUUUGGUUUUAUAUUUGGUUUUGAAAGUGGAAUUAUAACUAAUGCUUCAUUCUACAUGCAACAUGAUGAAGCUAUGCAACCAAUUAAUCAAACAUUUCUUUAUAUUUUAAUGAUUAUUGCACCUGGAUCAGCAGCAAUAGCUUCUUUAUUAGCUGCACCAAUAAGCGAUCAUUUUGGUCGCAAAAAGGCUAUCAUAAGCGCAAUUGUAUGUGAUACAAUUGGCGCAUUAUUAUGUUCAUUGUCGCUAAAUAAACAAAUGCUUAUUGUUGGGCGAAUUAUAAUUGGUUUUGCGUUAGGUUUUGGAUCGAGCGUUGUACCGGUGUAUAUCAGUGAAAUAUCAUCACCUCAUUGUCGUGGUUUUCUUCUGACAUCAUUUCAAAUGUUUAUUACAUUUGGAUUAGCAUCAGCAAAUAUUGUUGCAGGUAUAUCAUCUCAUGUGGAAUGCAUUUAUGCUAAAUGGCGUUUAAUGCUUAGUUUCACAACUCUUCCAACUUUAAUUCAAUUUUUCGUCUUCUUAUUCAUGCCCGAAAGUCCACGAUGGUUAUGUGCUAAUGAUCAACAAGAUGAAGGCAUUCGAGUAACACAAUGGCUUCAUCGAAAUGAUGAAAAACUUCAACAGGAAGAAAUUGAUCGUUUAAAUAUUUAUAUUGGCUAUAAAGAAAGGCUUAAAGAAAUGUUAGGAGGUGGAUGGCGUGUAAUGCAUCUCACGCGUGACAUGCAUGCAUUGCAGCAAAUAUUACUUGGUUGCAUGUUGCAAAUAUUUCAACAAUUAUCAGCUAUAAAUGCUAUCAUUACUAUUAUUCCAAUGCUAAUCAUCGAACGUUUCGGAAGGCGGAAAGUAUUACUUACUUCUGUGGCAGGUGUAAUUUUUGCGCUUAUUUGCAUGGGAUUUUCAUUUGGAUAUGUUAGCCGUGAUUCCGUAAUUACUCAACCUCUGAAUGCAACUCUUGAAGAUGUCAUUCCGGAUUUUAUUCCGUAUUUCAAGCAUUGUGCUCAGCUUGAAAACUGUAAUUUAUGUACAAAAGACGAACACUGCGGUUUUUGUAUGCCUAAUAAUUUUCCAACUUAUGGCUAUUGUUUACCAAUUGAUCAAAAGGCAAGUGUAAUUGAAUCAAAAUCAUUAAUAGGUCCGUGCUCUUUUGUCAAUAAUUCAAUGAGGUAUGACUGGAUGGAUGACUAUUGCGCCACGGGUUACGCCAUUUUACUUUUGGUUCCACUCGUAACGUUCAUCGUAUUCUUUGCUUGCGGUUAUGCACCAUCUUCAUGGAUUAUUAAUGCAGAAAUUUAUCCGAUGUGGGCACGAAGUAUUUGUGUUAGCAUUGCUGCAUUUUGCAAUUGGUUAUUUGAUAUUAUUGCUUCAACGUCUUUCACUUUACUGAUUAGAAAUAUUGGAAGUGAUUCAGCUUUCUUCAUUUGCGCAGCUCUUACAAUGGUUGCAUUCGUGUUCUUCUUCAUUUUCUUAUCCGAAACAAAAGGCACAAGUUUGGAGGAUUUAGAAAAAACGGCCAAACUUAACAAAAAACCUGCAACACUCGUAUCUUUUACAGUUUGUUCCAAUUCUUUAUUUCAGCCAACAACAUGCGAAGAAAUGCAAUAA